Molecule: messenger RNA, 512 nt
Organism: Rhipicephalus sanguineus (brown dog tick)
Lineage: Eukaryota; Metazoa; Arthropoda; Arachnida; Ixodida; Ixodidae
Source: RefSeq, a predicted model, not a curated record
GUCUUCCAGAACACAUGGCCAGCCACCCGCAAAAUGUUGUCGCGCCAGGACAACCAGCGUUCACUCAAGCAGCGAUGCCAGUUCUGUACGACGAGGCGUUCAAGUACAUGCGUGAGUCCUCAGUCGAGCUGCUCAAGACUUGGCAGCAGUCUUUCGUCACGUGUUCCGAAGAAAACGACGCUAGCGACCACCAGUACCUGGAAGUCGGCUGCGGGCCGGGCAACAUCACUCGCAACGAUCUCUUGCCCCUGUGUCCUCCGAGUUUAACGAGACUCGUCGGUACGGACAUCUCGGAGGCGAUGUUGGACUAUGCCAGGAAUGUGAACGCCCACCCGAAGGUCCAUUACCGACUGGACAUCACUGCCGACGACGUGUCUCGCUUCAUCGCCGAGGAGGGUCGCUUUCAGAGGGUCUACUCCUUCUUCGCACUUCACUGUAUACAGGACAAGGCCGCUGCAUUGAGGAACAUCGAGCGUCUGAUGACGCCCGGUGGCGAGUGCCUCAAAUAUCAU